Messenger RNA from Oncorhynchus masou masou (cherry salmon), 2171 nucleotides. RefSeq names its product nuclear protein localization protein 4 homolog. Gene Ontology annotation, molecular function: ubiquitin protein ligase binding; ubiquitin binding. NCBI's taxonomy places the organism in Eukaryota, Metazoa, Chordata, Actinopteri, Salmoniformes, Salmonidae. Gene Ontology annotation, cellular component: nucleus. The record is from RefSeq and is a predicted model, not a curated record. The coding region runs from base 162 to 2042 and encodes 626 amino acids. Gene Ontology annotation, biological process: ubiquitin-dependent protein catabolic process. The transcript is spliced from 17 exons.
UCAUUUCAAUUAAAUGGGGUUACUUUAUCGAGGGCGUUAUAACCUGGAAAUCUUGCUAAAAAUAACGUGGCGGAAUUAGUUUAUAUUGAUUGUUUCACUCGGGCGAUUGAUGAGGAGGGACACUAAGCGAAAUACAUCGGGAGCACAAAACCCGAACAUCAAUGGCAGAAAAUAUGAUCAUCAGGGUUCAGUCCCCGAACGGGAUGAAGAAGAUCCCUGCCACCAAGAAGGAGACAGCAGCCGCUUUCCUCAAUAAGGUGGGCAAAGAGUUUGGAUUCCCCUCCAACGGCUUCACCAUCUUCCUGAACCGUAACAAGACUGACGAGAUCCAGUCCCAGAAUAAGACCCUCAGCCUGCUGAAGAUCAAACAUGGAGACAUGCUCUACCUAUACCCCUCGGGCUCCCCGGGACCGGCAGGAGAGACCAUGGACCUGGCCACGCCUCACUCGUCAUCACUACCCUCUACCUCCCAUUCGUCCUCUUCUUCAUCGUCCAUGAUGUCACGCUCCCACUCGGCGCCCCAAAUCUCCGAGGACGAGAUCGACCAGUACCUGGCCAAGCAGGAGGGAAAGAUCUACAGGAAUAAAGAUCCACAGCUGUGUCGACAUGGAUCGAUGGGAAAGUGCGUGCACUGUGUGCCCCUAGAGCCUUUUGACGAAGAGUACCUGAGUCAUCUAGAGCCACCUGUCAAACACAUGUCAUUCCAUGCCUACAUCCGCAAGCUGACAGGAGGCGCUGACAAAGGGAAGUUUGUGGCCCUGGAGAACAUCAGCUGUAAGAUCAAGUCGGGCUGCGAGGGCCACCCUCCCUGGCCAGAGGGGAUCUGCACCAAGUGCCAGCCCAGCGCCAUCACCCUCAAUAGACAAAAAUACAGACAUAUAGACAACAUCAUGUUUGAGAACCACACCAUCGCAGACCGUUUCCUGGACUUCUGGAGGAAGACGGGCAGCCAGAGGAUGGGCUACCUGUACGGCAGGUACACGGAGCACAAAGACAUCCCUCUGGCCAUCAGAGCUGAGGUUGCUGCCAUCUACGAACCCCCGCAGAUUGCCACCCAGAACAGUCUUGAGCUGGUAGAGGACCCUAAAGCUGCAGCCGUGGAGGAGAUUGCAGCCAAGCUGGGCCUGCGCAAGGUGGGGUGGAUCUUCACUGACCUUCUCUCUGAGGACACCAGGAUAGGCACGGUCAAAUACACCAGGAACAAGGACUCGUACUUCCUAAGUGCGGAGGAGUGCAUCACGGCUGGACACUUCCAGAACCAACAGUGUAACCCCUGCAGACUCUCACCCGACGGACACUUCGGGUCCAAGUUUAUCACUGUGGUGGCCACAGGUGGUCCUGAUAACCAGGUGCACUUUGAGGGUUACCAGGUGUCUAACCAGUGCAUGGCCCUGGUCAGAGAUGAGUGUCUACUGCCCUGCCGAGACGCCCCUGAGCUGGGCUACGCUAAAGAGUCCAGCACAGAGCAGUACGUACCAGACGUCUUCUACAAGGACAAAGAUAAAUUUGGCAAUGACAUCACAUAUUUAGCCCGGCCCCUUCCUGUGGAGUACCUUAUCAUAGAUAUAACCACCACCUUCCCUAAGGACCCCCAGUAUACCUUCAGCUCCACACCACGCUUUCCCAUAGAGAACAGAGAUAUCCUGGGAGAGACACAGGAUUUCCACAGUUUAGCUACGUACCUGUCCCAGUGCACCUCGACUGUAUUCCUGGACAUGGUGUCAGACUUCCACCUGCUCCUCUUCCUGGUCACCAACGAGGUCAUGCCUCUCAGGGACAGCAUUGGUCUGCUGUUGGACGCUGUGAAGACGAAAGACGAGGAGCUGGCUCAGACCUGGAAGAAGUCUGAGCAGUGGGCCACUAUCGAGCAGUUGUGCAGCACGGUGGGUGGGCAGUCAUCGGGCCCUCAGGAGUACGGGGCCAUGGGCGGGGGCCCCUCUACCCCAGCAUCCUCCUCGGCGAUGUGGUCUUGUCUCCACUGCACCUUUAUGAACCAACCAGGCACAGAGCUCUGUGAGAUGUGCAGCCUGCCGAGGGGUUAAACCCCACCCCUGCCCUGGCCCCCAUGUUUCCCGAACACCUCUACCCACCCGCUUCCCUAAUCCACCAACGACUUCGCACCGGGAUUGGACACUGCAAACAGCUGCGUGAUUGGAUGUCUCCUCUGACCC